This is a messenger RNA of Rana temporaria (common frog), 5727 nucleotides long. RefSeq names its product contactin-associated protein-like 4. The record is from RefSeq and is a predicted model, not a curated record. The transcript has 24 exons. NCBI's taxonomy places the organism in Eukaryota, Metazoa, Chordata, Amphibia, Anura, Ranidae. The coding region runs from base 551 to 4486 and encodes 1311 amino acids.
UCUUUCAUACAUGGCUAUGAAGUGUGCCAAGACGUUCAGUGAACAGGAUAGGGUCAGAGCAGGAAAGACAUCUGCAGAAGGCACAUGUGCAAAGGCUACUUUCUGUUUUUAUUGUCUGCAUUUCAUCGCAGAGUCACAUUUCCCACCUGUCACCACAAGGGGUAUGCAGGACACAUUGUGAAUGUGAAGCUUCAGCAACCAAGCUGAUCAGGAAGGAGGGGAGGGGAGCAGGCUGACAGUUUAGCCCUUCAGUGAUGGUGUGAAAUAGGAGAGAUCCUUGCUUGCCAUAAGAAGCUGCUGCUGCUGCUGCUGAUGCUGUUGCUAGUGAUGCAGCUGCUGUAUUAGGAAGAAGCAGCAUCCACAUCAGCCAGAGGCUCUGGGGCUGUCAGAAGAUACAGGCUGGGCUGUUUGUCUGAGUUGUCUGCCGACUGGAAAUCACUGCUAGACAGCAGAGUCUAGGAGGCAAAGGGCAAGUGCUGAACACACAAGUGCUGAACACUGCUACAAGGGAAGAAUCGAAUACUUUUUUCCUGCUCGUGUGGAUAUAAGGAUGGAUUUUGUCCCAGCACCAGUCUUUCUCAAGCUGUUCAUUUUGUCCUUGCUUCCUAACAAGAUCACAGCAUUGGCAGGGAGUAAAUAUGAUUGCGAUGGUCAGCUUGUGUCUUCUCUGCCUCAAUCCUCCUUCAGCAGUUCAUCUGAACUUUCCAGCACAGAUAGUGCAGGCUUUGCUAGACUCAACAGGAGAGAUGGAGCUGGAGGGUGGUCUCCGCAUUUUUCCAAUAAAUAUCAGUGGCUCCAGAUUGAUCUGGGAGAAAGAACAGAAAUCACUGCAAUUGCAACGCAAGGCAAAUAUGGAAGCUCAGACUGGGUAACAAGCUAUCUGUUAAUGUACAGCGACACAGGGAGAAACUGGAAACAGUAUCAUCAAGAAGAAGGCAUUUCGGCAUUCAUUGGAAAUACAAAUGCUGACAGUGUUGUUCAACAUAAGCUUCAGAAUCAUAUAAGAGCAAGAUACCUGCGUUUCACUCCUUUGAACUGGAACUUGAAUGGCAGGAUAGGAAUGAGAGUGGAAGUGUAUGGAUGUACAUACAGUUCAGACAUUAUUUAUCUUGAUGGCAAAAGCUCCAUAUUUUACCGCUUCCAUCAAAAAUCAAUGAGCACAACAAAAGAUGUAAUUUCUCUCAAGUUUAAGUCAAUGCAAAGUGAUGGCAUGUUACUUCAUGGGGAAGGACGGAAUGGAGAUCGUAUUGCAUUGGAACUUACAAAAGGAAGACUUUGGUUAAUUAUUAACCUCGGAAAUGUACAGUUGCAUACCUCUAAUCCUCAUGUCAAUGUCUCCUUGGGAAGCCUGUUGGAUGACCAGCAAUGGCAUUCAACUGUCAUAGAGCGUUUUGGACGACAAGUCAAUUUCACUGUUGACAAACAUGUGCAUCAUUUCUUCAUGAAGGGAGACAUCUCCUACUUGGACAUUGAUUAUGAGCUUAGCUUUGGAGGUAUCGCUUCACAAGGAAAAUCAGCAUCACUGCAACAGAAGAAUUUUCAUGGAUGCUUUGAAAACCUUUAUUAUAAUGGUAUGAAUAUUAUUGACUUGACCAAGAGGUAUAAACCUCCGAUCUACAUUGAGGGAAAUAUUUCAUUUUCUUGCCAAGAGCCUACAGUUGUCCCAGUUACAUUUCUUAAUUCAAACAGCUAUUUGAUCCUGCCUGGAUUAUCAAUGCAAGAAGAAUUUAUCAUCUCUUUUAAUUUCCGUACUUGGAACAAGGAAGGCACACUUUUUGCCACUAAGCUUAGCUCUGCUCCAUUUAUUUUUGUAUUAUAUCUUGCUGAAGGAAAGCUUAAAAUGAGCCUUUUUAAAUAUGACCGAUUGUACUUAGACACGGCAACAGCUUUUGAGUUAAAUAAUGGACAGUGGCAUGUUGUUUACCUCGUAAUAAAAAAAAGUCGAGCAAGUUUAACAAUAGACAAAGAUGCAUCUGCAAUCUUAUAUAUGCUCCUACCUUUUCAAGUGUCAUCUGGAGGAAAUUAUUACUUUGGAGGAUGUCCCAAUAACAAUACUGAUUAUGACUGCAAAAAACCUGUUGGCACCUUUUUGGGUUGCAUGAAAUUAAUUUCCAUUGGUUCCAGGAUGGUGGAUCUUAUUUCAAUCCAGCAAAGUUUGCUUGGAAAUUUCAGUGAUCUACAGAUUGAUUUAUGUGGAAUCACUGACAGAUGUUUUCCCAACUACUGCGAGCAUGGAGGAAAAUGUUCACAAACAUGGAGUGAUUUUUACUGCAACUGCUCUGACACUGGAUACAUGGGAGGGACUUGUCAUUAUCCUAUGUAUGAGCAAUCUUGUGAAGCAUAUAAGCACAAAGGUGACUCCUCUGGAUUCUUUUUUGUUGAUUCUGAUGGAAGCGGCCCUCUGGAACCAUUUGUGGUUUACUGCAACAUGACAGAUACAGCAAUAAGUAUUUUGCAUCAUAACAAUACAGAGCUGAACAAGGUAAAGAAUUCAAAUCGAGAGUUUCCCCAUACCAUGAAUUUCAAAUAUUCUGCUGACAUGCAGCAGCUCCAGGCUACAAUUAACAAUUCUGAACAUUGCAUACAGGAAAUUAUCUACCACUGUAAAAAGUCCCGAAUCCAACAAAAUCAAGACAAUGUCCCAUUCACUUGGUGGGUUGGACGAACUAACCAAACACACACCUAUUGGAGUGGUUCAUCAGUAGAUGCUACAAAAUGUACAUGUGGACUUGAAGGAAACUGUAUUGAUUCUCGACAUAACUGCAACUGUGAUGCUGAUAGGAAUGAAUGGUCAAAUGACACUGGAUCACUUUCUAAUAAAGAUCACUUACCAGUUACACAGAUUGUUAUAACUGACACAAACAGACCGCAUUCAGAAGCUUCUUACAAACUUGGUCCUUUGCUUUGUUGGGGAGAUAGAAGUUUUUGGAAUGCAGCUUCUUUUAAUACAGUAUCAUCCUACCUACAUUUCCCUACCUUUGAUGGAGAACUUAGUGCAGAUGUAUCUUUCUUCUUCAAGACUGCAUCACCAUCUGGACUGUUCUUAGAAAACCUGGGAAUCAAAGAUUUUAUUCGAAUUGAAUUGGAAUCUCCCACAGAUGUGGUUUUUUCAUUUGAUGUUGGGAAUGGGCCCCUAGAGGUUAGAAUACACUCGCCAACUCCUCUGAAUGACAGCCAGUGGCAUUUUGUAAAGGCAGAGAGAAACAUUAUAGAAGCUUCUCUACAAGUAGACUACUUACCACAAAAAACGUAUGCUACUUCUCCUGAUGGUCACAUACGACUACAACUCUACAGUCAGCUUUUUAUAGGCGGAACUCCCUCAAGGCAAAAAGGAUUUUUAGGAUGUAUUCGUUCUUUAAAAUUGAACGGCAUUGCCAUUGAUUUGGAAGAAAGGGCUAAAGUGACGCCAGGAAUUAAGCCAGGCUGUCCAGGACAUUGUAGCAGCUAUGGAAACUUAUGCCACAAUGGAGGGCAGUGUUUUGAAAAACUGGCUGGAUUUUCAUGUGACUGUAGCUUAUCUGCAUAUACUGGAGCAUUUUGUAAAAAAGAAAUUUCAGCAUAUUUUCAAGCAGAAUCAUCAAUAACUUACAAUUUCCAAGAAAAUCACACGGCUGCUAAAAAUUCAAGCUUGCAUCCUUUUUCUACUAAUGCAGGCAUAUCUGCUAAAGAAAGUAUUGCAUUUAAUUUUAGAACAACACAAGCACCAAGCUUAUUAUUUUUUGUGAGUACUAAUACUAAGGAGUAUUUUUCAGUCAUCAUUUCAAGAAAUGGAAGUUUACAGAUUAGAUACAAAUUGGAUCACCGGCAAGACCCUGAAGUCUUUAGUUUACAUUUAAAGAAUGUAGCUGAUGGCCAUCUCCAGAAAGUAAAGAUUUUAAGAAAGCAAGACAUUCUCUAUGUGGAGGUUAACCAAUAUACAAGUGAGAAAUUUAUUUUGACUUCUGGUACAGACUUCAGUUCAAUCCAUUCUCUUGGGCUUGGAAAAAUAUUAGCUGAAGACAUCGAUAUUGACCUAGAAACCAUGAAAGCCAAUGCAAAUGGAUUCACCGGAUGUCUCUCUGCUGUGCAAUUUAAUAAUAUUUUCCCACUGAAGAUUGCAUUCCAAAAAAAUCAUAGCUCUCAGAUUAUUAUAAAAGGUCAAGUGUCCGAAUCUGGCUGUGGAUCCCUAAAUAGUGAAGAUGCAACAUCAGGAGAGGCAACCCAUUCAUUUGCAGAUCACUCAGGACCAAAGGAUAAUGGAGAACCACUCACUAAUGUGUUGAAAAGUAGUUUUGCUGUUGUUGGAGGUAUCAUAACUGUUGCUGUGUUCAUUCUGCUAUGCAUUGCUGGCAUAGCAAUAAGAAUAUAUCUCCAGAAGAAUACAUAUAGAAAGAAUGAAGCCAAAGAAUCAGAAAAUGAGGACAAUGUAGAGGCAGCGGCAGCAUUGAAAGCUGAAAUCAGUAUGCAAAAUGCAAUCAAUGAAAGUCAAAAAGAAUACUUUUUCUAAUUCGCUCUUAUUGUGUGGCCAAACAAUGGGACGGACAGACUUUCUUGCUAAGCAAGGGGCACUAGAUGAACAACAAUAUCAAACAAUUGUACAUGCACUGCAAGCAAAUGAUGGACUGGAUCUGUUUUAAAAUGUAUAUGAUCAGCCACGGUGAUGUUUCAAGAGCCCUCUAAAUCCACUUCCUUUUGGUGGCAUUGAAAGCAUUCACAGUGAUGGCAAUCACUGUAUUGUGCACUCUUUAGUUGUCGAUAGUUCCAGUAUGUUCUGAUGUGACUUUUCAAAUCUGCAGAUUUCCAUACUGAGUUAUGAAUUUCAGACUAUCCUGAUGAUGAAACUCUUAUAAUGUCUGUGUGGUUGAAACCUUUUGUUUAUGGUACAAUCUGAACUGUAAUAUUUGCUUCAAAAGGGAGAAGUAAUUUAGUGUUUUAUAUUGUGAUCUUGUUUUCUGGUUCAUCACCAGAAAUGCCUCUAAAUUAUUUAUUCCACAUUAAAGUUUCUUCAAAUCAAAUAGAACAUUUGUGUAAAAAUUAACCACAAUAGUGUGCAAAGUGGAAUUGCUAUACCUCAACGAUAAACUACAAAUCCUUAGGUUGGCUGUCCAACUUUAUUUAAUUCUGAAGAAAUCAAGAUAGCAUAUUAAAAAUAGAAUGAUUUAUAGAGGUAGCUAGAGGGGAAAAAAAACCAUAAAAUUCAUGUCUUCAGUAAAAAAGAGGUACAUUUUAUUUGUAAUGCAUAAACUAAUUUAGCACACAUUUUCAUUAUGUUUAAUCAUUUCCAAAAAAAAAAAAAAAAGAACUCAAGCCACAGUUAAAAUUAAAGUAGCUUACUUGCCAAUUGAUGGGUAAUUCUGUUCAUCUGGCUUUGUGAAUCACAUACCUUAUUCACACCCAGACAAAGCAUUUUUUGCUUUGCUGCAUCCUGUGCAUGAAAAUUCUUUGUCUGGUGAGAAGGCAGGGGAUGCAGAAAGCUGCAAAGCUGAAACAGGAAGUAGAUGUGCCACCUCUCUGGUUACACAGUAAGGUAGAAUUUAAGGAAUCACAAAAGCUGCUGAACCGAUUUUCAAAUAUUUUGGUAGGUAGAACAGUUUAUUUUCUAUUUAGCUGUCUGACUGAAGUUCAACUUCAACUAUUUUUUCUGUUUAGCUAUCUGACUGAAGCAGGGGCGGAACCAGAGUCUAGUCUCAGGAGGGGCACUGCCAGAAAAUUUUGCGAGCAAUUUGUCAGGGCAAUGGCUGGUGUUGG